Molecule: messenger RNA, 1788 nt
Organism: Xylaria bambusicola
Lineage: Eukaryota; Fungi; Ascomycota; Sordariomycetes; Xylariales; Xylariaceae
Exons: 1
Coding region: 415-1530 (371 amino acids)
Source: RefSeq, a predicted model, not a curated record
CAUCGCGAGUCAGGUCUCGCUCCACCCCCGGACUAAAGAGAGUGGUCUACUGUCUGACUAGCUUACAAUGCUAUCUAACGCUAAAGACUGGUAACCUGGACCCUUUGGGUUCUAGGUCGACCCGGAUCUACACCAGUUGGUUGACUUGUAGGCGAGGGCAGGCUCAAAGGAUGUGAAGUGUUUUUCGCCUAGCUAUGUACUAAAAGACAGCACACCAACAUAUCCGAGGGCUAGGUAUUAACCUGAAAACUACCUCUUAUGAACCCUUAUUAUUAGGAUUCGCCCUCUUGGUUGUUGUGUUGAUCUGUUUGUCAGGCCUGGAAACAUCAUGAUGUGAUCCUUUAAAAGGAGAAUUGAAGCAAGAAUGUGUGGCACGCCAACCAAGCCGAUGAGUAUAAUACCCCAGACUUCACGAUGACGGGUUCAGCAACGACCGGAAUGGUCAAUUAUGUCUUGACCGGCCUCACUUUGUUCAUUCUGAUAUCACGUAUCGUCCUCACGCUGAUACGCCGAGAUCAAAUCGAUGCGAGCUUCGCCCUCGUUGUCAGCUCUAUACUCAUCGUCAUAGGAAGGAUAGUUACCAACAUCUACUAUCUGAGGUAUGGAAACGCAGCGGACGCCAUCAAACAUGCCGGUUAUUUCGACGAGUCCAACCAUGAAUACAUCAAGAUCGGAACUAUCCUCGUGCUGCUCGCUCGGGUUCUGAUCACGGCCAUCAUCUGGCUACAGAUCUGCAUUCUCCUGAUCUUCUACUCGCGAAUCACUCGCGGUGUGAACUGGGUAGCUAAGGUAACCACGGUUACAUGGGCUCUUGUUGGUGCCACCUUCAUUGGCAUCAUUCUGGUCACGUUCCUCGAAUGUCGCCCUAUUAGCUUGUACUGGCAGACCUCGCCGGACCCCGGAGAAUGCGUUCAUGCAUAUGGGCAACUAAUCACCCAAACCGUUAGCAACAUUGUGCUCGACCUACUCCUUAUUGCGAUCGCAUAUCCAAUUAUAUGCUUAAGGAAACGGACUGUUGCUGAACACAUCACAUUAUAUACGUUGGUCGCUCUGGGCACGUUCUGCAUCGUUAUCAGCAUCCUCCGACUCGUUUGGGUGCACGACAGCGGCUCGGCACAGGUAACGCGCAGCUUAUGGGCCUCUGUACAAAUGCUUGUGUCGACAUUCGUUGCGAACGCACCGAAUAUCUAUGGGUCGAUCCGUGCUCUCAGGAUAAAGAAAUCCAGCGCGGCGAGCAGCACGCCUGCUCAGUAUCACCUGAGCACAAUCGGGAGUAGCAAUCGGACACGGCCCACGACGGAAUCAUGGCUGAGGAUGGACGACGACGAUUAUAUCGCUUUGGAGCCCAACCGGGCGAAAUUUAUCCGACCCUUGCCCCCUACAACAAGUCUGUAUAACGAACCUGCGCCUACACCUUAUGUUCACCACGCCGACUCCAAGGAUAGCACGAGUGCUCUCAAUAGGCUUAGUGAACCGGAUCUUGAGGCCCCCUCGCUGAGGACCCAAUCAUCCGAAACGCGAACUCAUUAGAUGGGAUUGCAUAGGAUGUCUAAAGGAUCGAGUUACGCCCUAAUGCUCGAUACAUGCUAGAUUCCCUGUCACAUGACGAAGUUGAGAGCAGAAAAUUAUACGGCAAACAGAGGCGGAAAUAAAAAAAAAGUUGAUUGAAAAAAUGAAUAACCACCCAGUCUUGUGGAUGGAUACUAUUAAAAGCGAGCAGAUAGCAUUCGAGACUUGAGGCAUGCGUUCACAGUUAAAAAAUACCUCAAUUUUUGUUUCUUUUGUUCC